Schistocerca americana (American grasshopper) is the source of this 618-nucleotide messenger RNA. Its product is annotated as vegetative cell wall protein gp1-like. The record is from RefSeq and is a predicted model, not a curated record. NCBI's taxonomy places the organism in Eukaryota, Metazoa, Arthropoda, Insecta, Orthoptera, Acrididae. The transcript has 3 exons. Bases 1 to 618 code for a protein of 205 amino acids.
AUGCCUUUGCUGACGGGCGAGGUUGUUACCGCAGCAGUCAGGGACAGGACAGAUUUGGUCCGCGGCGGGUUCCAGCCGCGCCUUCCGACUUUGCUGCCGCCCCCAGGGCAGCAGCAGCAGCCGUCGCCGCUACCACGCCGACAGCCCCUCCCGUUGAUGCCUCCCGCGCAGCUUCAUCCGGGAGCGCCCCAGGUGGUCGCUCCGGCGCCUGCGGUCCCUCUUCAGUCGCCACCGCCUUCGGAGCUGAUAGACGUCGACCCCUCAGCCGGGCCGCCUUCCCAAGCGGUGGCUGUGCAGCCUGUCCUGCAGCCGCUUUCCUUGGGCACCCCCAAGGAGUCCGACACCGCAGCGCCUUGUCCGGCGCCCACUCAGCAGCCGUCGACGCAGCGUCAGGAGACGCUGCCUCUCUUCAAGGGUCCCGACGCCCCGCGUACGUCGAGUUUUACCCCAGUAUUUGGUGGUUCGGCGAGUGAAACGGGCUCGCUGACGGCGGCCAGUUACAUAAAGUUGCCAGCGCUCGGAACACCCCCGUGCCUGCCCAACAGCUGGCGGGCCAAUCAAGUCGCCGGCGCGUCUGGUGCUGUUCCCGCGGCCGCCGCCGCUUUCUUCAGCAGAUAG